Messenger RNA from Clupea harengus (Atlantic herring), 3129 nucleotides. It is a transcript of the gene cxcl12b, whose product is annotated as C-X-C motif chemokine ligand 12b. Lineage: Eukaryota; Metazoa; Chordata; Actinopteri; Clupeiformes; Clupeidae. Gene Ontology annotation, cellular component: extracellular region. Gene Ontology annotation, biological process: chemotaxis; immune response; defense response. Gene Ontology annotation, molecular function: chemokine activity. The record is from RefSeq and is a predicted model, not a curated record.
GCAGCUCUCCUAACCCAUUUAACACUCUGCAGAGGUCCAACACGCCUCAGUGUGCCCAGGAAUCUAUCCGCGAGCAACACACAACCUUCCAGCCUCUCUCUCUCUCUCUCUCUCUCUCUCUCUCUCUCUCUCGGACACCGGAGGAGCAUACGCACCCGCGCACAUACACUCUCUCUCUCACACACACACACUCUCACACUCUUGGACUCAUCAUGGAUCUCAAACUUCUGGCGAUGGUCGCCCUGCUUACCAUAGCUCUGCACACAUCAAGCUCUGCCGCCAAGCCCAUCAGUCUGGUGGAGCGCUGCUGGUGCCGUUCCACGCUGAACACCGUGCCCCAGCGCAGCAUCCGCGAGAUCAAGUUCCUCCACACGCCCAACUGCCCCUUCCAAGUCAUUGCCAAGCUCAAGAACAGCGACCGUGAGGUCUGCAUCAACCCCAAGACCAAAUGGCUCCAGCAGUAUCUGAGGAAUGCCAUUAACAAGAUUAAGAAGUCAAGAAAACGUUCAAAUUAAAGUUUCUGCAGCCGGACCUUCUAAGGAAAAUGGAACACACGCACUGCUCUCCUUCUCUCUGGAUCUCUUGCACAAACAGCACUUCACUCUCGCCAGAUUCACUCUUCAAGCAAGUCACCUCUGUCUCUCUCUUCGUGUAUGUUAGCAAUGGAGAGUAAUCACAUAUGUUUAAAAUCUGAUGUUAUAUCUGAGUGAAUGUGGGCGUUUGAAUGUUUUAAGAGAAGUAUAAGUAUGGGUGGGUGGGUGUGUGAGUGAAUGCACGUGUGCCUGCGUGCAGAAGAGACAAGUAUAUUACAAUUUAAAUGUAAAUCACAGUAAAGUUAAGAGGCCAUUGUCGACUCGUGGAGUGUUGCGGGAGAUUAGACGUUACCUGUCGUAUAGGCUUAAACUGCUCAAGACUGAUGGCGAGACGGAGCUGGUGGCCCGGAUGUAGUGGUUUGGCACGAGUUGUUUCCGCUUAGUGUGUGCUUACAAAUGGGGAGGACUUUCCAGCUCUGAUUUGUCGUGUCGGCAAGUUGAUAUGAUCAAUAUUACAACAGGGCAGAUUAAUGUGAUUUCAUGGUGUGCCAAGUUAUUACUGUUACAAUAGAACGUAAUUUAUGACAUCGGGCCACACCAAAAGCCCUUCCGCAGACCACUAGCCAACUGGCAUGUGUUUGCUACUUGGGAAAUCAAUUAUAUUUGAGCAGAAACUUGGUCAUAAAAGCGUAGGCCAGCAACAAUGCCGUUGAAAAGGCGCGUGCUGAAUAAAAUGGAUGUCCUUCUGUCUCUGCAAUCAGAGACGCCUCAAGCCUCUGUGUUUCUACAAGAUAAGGUUACACCGACAUGUUAAAGAGACCCACCGACUGUCAAACUGUGAUUGUGAUGAGGCGAAGAUAGGCAGUUGAUAUGAAAACGUCAGAUGAAUGUUCAAGUGCUCAACAACAAGGCUUCUCACUAGCGGAGAAAGUACGUAAGCUGUCGAGGUACUUCCGCAGCAAGCUUACACUUGUCAGUGUAAUGCAAUAGGCCUUUUUUAAUUUUUUAAUUUGGGGCAGCGGUUUAAAGUCGUGUUUAGGAAUUGUGGUCUUGAUGUCCUUGUUGCGUUCUCUUCACCUUGAGCCUUUUAAGUGUCAAUAAUCUAAUUAUUUUUGUAUUUUUUUCUUUUGUUGUAUAUAUCUGAAUGAGAACUUUUAAAGAAAUGACAGCACACUAUGAAGGCAUAUUAGACAUUUUCAUACCACAGUAUUAUAAAAUUACACUGAGCUAUUUCUCUUUGUCAGUUACUUUUAGCAAAAUAUUAUAUUGUCUCAAAAUACAAAAUUAUACACCCAGAUUCAGGUUAGCUAAAUUGGAAAACAACCUUUUCUCUGUACUAUCCUCCAUACCAGACCUUCACAUGGAAUCUAGAAACUGUAGAAACAUAAAAGUUGGUUGCCAUGCUUUACUGGUUUGAUUGGUUUCUCUCACAAGAGAGAAACUUCACUUCAACCAGCGAUCCCUUAUUAGACUCGGAAGGGGGCUAACGACCUGAAAACUCAAAGCAGACCAAACAUGCUGUAUGAAUUCUGGGCAAACAGGUCCUAGUUGUAAUGGCUGAAUUAAAUGAUAAUUCCACCGAAGCCAUGGCCAUGUCACAAAACACAGCUACAGUGCUCCCCCACCUCCACGCACCCCCCUCCUCCCACUCCCUUUGGAUUUACAAAGUAAAAAUAUUAUGUGUGGAUACAAUACCUCCGAGCAAAAUCAGGGAAUAAUACUGUUUAAGACAUACGCUCUACAUCUGCUUCCAAUCAAGCCACUCCAAUAAGCACUUGACUGAUGUGUGUGUCUAUUGUACUUCUCAGUUGCUGUGUGUGUGUGCGUGUGUUUUGGCUUGUGUGUUGUGCUUCAUUGUAAAAACCGAAGUCCCAUUAAAACAACUGGCCUUCUGGAGACGGCAAACCCAGAGCACCAAAGGUGUAGACCUCACUCCGCAUACUUGUAUAAAAAAGAGGGGAAUUUGGGUCAGGGUUGAGGAGGCUGUGUUAAUGUAAUGUGAAGUCAAAUAUUUCACUGCGGACUCUAAGAAAAUAAAACAAUUCACAGAACCUGAGGCAUCUAAUAGCCUGGCUGCCAUUUUGUAUUCAGUGUAGUAUCCAGGAAAAUGUGAGGUUCUGAGGUGGCUUGACCAAUCAAGUUGGCAGUUAAAAUGCAAGCAUGGAAACACCGUUUUAAGUGCCUUCCUGCCUUGUCCCUCAUAAGUACAUUAUGGAAAAGAGUAUUUGACUGUUAAUUGAUGGAAGAAUUUGCAGACUCUAAAUGUUUUGACAAUGUUAAUUGUUAACCAAGUAGAUCAAAGCACACAGAACAUUCCACUAAUUGUGUAGAAAAUUGAAUUGAAGCAGAACGUCAUCUUGGACUAAACAUGUGUUUGGUGUUUGUCUGUUGUCUUAUAUGCAUUUAGGUGCUAUUCUCCCCAAACAAUGUGAAGAAUUUGUUCUUCCCUUUAAGGCAGCUUACUGUAUACUGUAUAUGUAUUUUUGAUUAUCGUUUCCAGACUCUGUACUUUCACAUGUUACCAGAAAGGCAUUUUCGUACAGUUUGAAAUCACUCUUUUUUUUUCAAUAAACUCAUAAAUUCACAUAUAAAACAA